Molecule: messenger RNA, 630 nt
Organism: Poeciliopsis prolifica (blackstripe livebearer)
Lineage: Eukaryota; Metazoa; Chordata; Actinopteri; Cyprinodontiformes; Poeciliidae
Gene: apoc1
Product: apolipoprotein C-I
Exons: 4
Coding region: 128-379 (83 amino acids)
Biological process (GO): lipoprotein metabolic process; negative regulation of cholesterol transport; very-low-density lipoprotein particle clearance
Cellular component (GO): extracellular region; high-density lipoprotein particle; very-low-density lipoprotein particle
Molecular function (GO): phospholipase inhibitor activity; fatty acid binding
Source: RefSeq, a predicted model, not a curated record
CUAAAUCUGGUGUUUUGCAUAACACUCUUGAAACGGGGAAGGGUUAUAAAAAGCAGGCACACUCUGACCAUCCACGACACACCAUUUUUUUUCUACACAGAGACGGAAAAGAGGAAAAGAAGUCAAGAUGAAACUGUAUCUUGCAGCUGCCGUGCUGUUGCUGGCUCUUGUCGCAUACACAGAGGCUCAGGAUGACUCAUUUGCAGAAAGGUUCUCAAACUUUGGGGAUCAGAUCACAGAGUUCGGCAAGAAUGUAGCUGAAAAAGCCAAGACCCAUUUUGACGCCAUUGCAACCAGUGAUUUUGCAGAGAGCACCAGGAAUUGGUUCACAGAGAAAUUCCAGCAGUUUAAAGACAAGGUACAAGAAAUGAACCAAUGAACUGGUGGCCCAGUCAAUGACCUCCCCUCUGUUCCCAACGCCCACGCUGACAGAUGACUUGCUUCUACACCAUCUCAAGGCUGAAGUCACGUCGCUCAACAAAAUGGAUGAAUUUGCCAAUUCUUAGCCUGUGAUCUUUCUUUGGGAAAACUGUGUAAAACUGCAAUAAAAUACAUGGAAUGGAAUAAAAUGUUCUGUUAUAUCAAUAUAUUUCUGUACAAAUAAAAUGAGAACUUCAAAACAGACAACAA